AGAAAGAGCUAAGGGAAAAAAUUAACGUCUUUCAAAGUAUUGCGUCCUGAACUGAUGGCUCAUUUUCAUUGGGUCGGGGAACAAUUUUUUUCAGAUUGCGUGAUAAGCUCGUUUUGUAGAUUAUCAUAAACAUUGGGCAGUUACGAGAGAGCGAAAGGCAAUUGCUGGUCGUGCUUUCACAAGUUAUUAGAAUAACUAGGGCUAGGUCGCUAGUUGGAACUCAAGCUUCUUAUUGAACAUGCUGGAAGAGAAAGGGUUGCCAGUGAGUGUAACUGAAGCCCAAUGACAAUAAGGCGACCCAUGGAGGAUGAUGCUAUUAUCAUUGAUGAAAAUCCAACACCAGAUGAACAUAUGUUUUCAAGAAUAUUCUCUGGUAUCAGAAGCGCAUUAAACGCACCUAAUGCACCAAGGUCUGCUCAACAGCAGAGUGGUCGGCUAUCCCUCGAGGAUUCGUCUGAAGAGCUUGUAACUCGAGCUACGAAACCUAUUCAAAUUGUACCUGGAACCGCAUCAUAUCUUCAACAAGACAGUUUAAUAGUAGCGCCACUCUUUGGUCUCUCCAACAAUAGUACAGACGAUUUCAUGCAAAAAGAUCUGAUCACCAAUUCACUCUAUUGA
Molecule: messenger RNA, 618 nt
Organism: Mycotypha africana
Lineage: Eukaryota; Fungi; Mucoromycota; Mucoromycetes; Mucorales; Mycotyphaceae
Exons: 3
Coding region: 283-618 (111 amino acids)
Source: RefSeq, a predicted model, not a curated record